AUACAAUCUAAUUUUUUGCAUCCAUAUUUUUUAAUUUUGAAUUUAGUGUUUUAUUUUUCAAUGGCAUUGUAUAAAUUGAUAUGCAUAAAUACUUUAAUAUCCCUUUGUUUGUUUCUUUGUUAGUUGACCGAAAUGGCGAGAGGAGGUUUCAAGCGCAUACAUCGUGGUAGUUCAUCACAAACACCUUCUUCACAACAAGGAGAAGUUGGGGAUUCACAAACGACUAUCUCACAAGAAAGAAUUGCUACCAGACGAAUUUUAUUGAAAGUCGACAGAGAUAGCUUUGAUCCUUCAAGUGCUACGAGAAAAUUGGUUGCAAUAUUCAAAAGAGCAUUCAGUGGUUCAUGGCCUACGUGGAAGAAGAUACCGGAUUAUGUUAGAGACCGUUGGUUUAAUGAAUUUGAGAAGUUGUACUAUUGGCCCGCAGAAGACCACACGACAAUAAGAAGACAUUUUGAACAUAAAGGAAGUAAACUCAAGUCAUGA
Molecule: messenger RNA, 486 nt
Organism: Erythranthe guttata (spotted monkey flower)
Lineage: Eukaryota; Viridiplantae; Streptophyta; Magnoliopsida; Lamiales; Phrymaceae
Source: RefSeq, a predicted model, not a curated record